Molecule: messenger RNA, 3063 nt
Organism: Cladophialophora immunda
Lineage: Eukaryota; Fungi; Ascomycota; Eurotiomycetes; Chaetothyriales; Herpotrichiellaceae
Product: UV excision repair protein Rad23
Exons: 6
Coding region: 222-1391 (389 amino acids)
Biological process (GO): nucleotide-excision repair; proteasome-mediated ubiquitin-dependent protein catabolic process
Cellular component (GO): cytosol; nucleoplasm
Molecular function (GO): ubiquitin binding; proteasome binding; polyubiquitin modification-dependent protein binding
Source: RefSeq, a predicted model, not a curated record
CACCAGCCUGCGACUGGCGACCCUUUCGCCGCAUUUGUUCAUCUUGCCUUCUCAACUUACACAUCCUCCCCUUCCCAACAACAGUCAGGCCACUCAUUUUCUUUGAAAGCCAUCUUCGCUUUCCUGACUUGUUUCUAUCUUAUCGAUCCAAGACUUGAGUCUGUGACCCAGUGACAUUCCGUUGACGAAAUCCGACCGCUUUGUGUGCGUGGCGGGGCAAGAUGAAGCUCUCCUUCAGAGAUCUCAAGCAGCAAAAGUUCACGAUCGAUGCCGAGCCAUCAGAUACAAUCGCCCAGGUGAAAGAGAAGAUUGCCAAAGAGAAAGGAUGGGAAUCCUCGCAGCAGAAACUCAUCUACGCUGGCAAGGUCCUCGCCGACGCCAACACCGUCGAGUCCUACAAAAUUGAAGAGAAAGGUUUUAUUGUCUGUAUGAUAUCAAAGCCAAAAGCUCCCCCGGCGGCCAAGUCUGGCAGUCCCUCGACACCUGCUCCAUCAACCUCCACCUCUACGUCCACACCCGCCGCACCAGCUGCGCCUCAACCCAACCAAUCUACAACCGCCUCAAAUCAGCCCUCGACCCCCACGCCUGCUCAAAGCACAGCGGCCACGACCGCAACCGCGACCGCAGCCGCAACCGCAAUUGCAACAGCUGGCUCUGGCUUUAAUGACCCCUCGGCAUUCCUGAUCGGCAACCGCAAUGAAGCAACUAUCCGCGAGAUGGAGGCGAUGGGAUUUCCGCGACCAGAAAUAGACCGCGCAUUGCGGGCAGCUUUCUUCAACCCAGAUCGCGCCAUUGAAUAUCUCCUGAGUGGUAUCCCCGAUAAUAUCCAGGCAGAGCAACAACAGGCGACCCCAGGAGCUGCAGCAGCAAAUCCAACAUCGCCCCCAGCACCUCAGCCUGCUCAGCCUGCUCAAGCCGCCUCGCCUGCCGGAGACGAGCCCAUCAACCUGUUCGAAGCGGCGGCACAGGCUGGCCGUCCAGGUGGUAGAAGAGCAGCCGCCUCAGCGAGUGCUCAAGCAGGGACAGCGACAAACAUGGACUUUCUGCGAAACAGCCCGCACUUCCAGCAACUCAGACAAUUCGUUCAGCAGCAGCCGGCAAUGCUCGAGCCCAUCCUACAGCAACUCGCCGAAGGUAAUCCUGAACUUGCCCAGAUGAUUGGUUCAAAUCAGGAUCAAUUUCUUCAGCUGCUUGCAGAGGAUGCUCAAGAUACUCUCCCUCCCGGUGCAACGCAGAUCCAUGUAACCGAAGAGGAGCGGGACGCCAUCGAACGGCUUUGCCGACUCGGCUUCCCUCGUGACCAGGUCAUCCAGGCCUACUUCGCUUGCGACAAGAACGAGGAACUAGCGGCGAACUUCCUCUUUGAGCAGCCCGACGACGAAGAGCAGUGAUCAGAGGGGUUCAUCGCCUUUAGCGCCAUAUCGAUACAACUGGGUCCGAAACCGAAAGCGGAGUUCUGGUGGUUUGCACAAUGCGUCUUUGGAUGGCCUGCCUGCAUGCGACGUCAAGUGACAGCUUGAGAUAUCAUGGCAGCAAGAGUUGGCGACUGACCUGGUCGCUCAUGUGCGUGGGGAGAGCCUUUCGAUGGCGGUAAUGGGUGUCGCUGGAGGAAACGACAGGGACGAUCAAGUUCUGGGGAGUUGCGCCAACUAUGCAUGUUCUACGACAUACCCGAAUCUGCGUUUCGGUGCAAGUCAAGUCCCAUAGCUAGUCUAGCCAAGUUUUCAUGACAGAUGAGCAAGAAAGGGCAAGUGGUUGACCUGGGCUCGGAGAACUCACAGGCCCAACAUAAUCCCACCCUACGUCCUUUUGGCAGAUCAAGGAAUGAGAAUUACUCGAUCAACCACCCACCAGAACGCGGUUGUUUUGUCCCGAGUUAGAAGAAGAGACUGUAAUGUCUACCCAUUGAGGUCGGUCGCAACUUUCGCUUUUGAUUUUCUACAUUGCCGUCCAUCACUGUGGCACUCCAAUGGCGUGGUGGUCUUUCCUCCUUUACAGUUCAUUGCUCGGAUUCUGCGUCGACAUGUCUGCUGGCACUGUGGUGGUACUGAUUCUUCUCUCUCCUUCCCCCUCGGACGCCGAUGUGGUGGAAAUCGAUGUCGAACUUGACAACACACUGACUGCUUGGGAUGAGGGCAGACUUGACCCCAGCGACGAGUCUGCCCCUUGAACCGGGUCCUCGUGAGCUUCGUCGUUCUCCGCCUCUUCAAUAUUUACUUCUUCUGUGGCCAGUUUCCGCCCUGUGUGUGCAUCGACAUACUCUACUGGGCCGCAGAGACGGUCAACCCUCCAUACGCCCAGUCCUCGCCUCCCCACGACUCUCUCCAACGUCGGCCACACUCCAUCAUCCCCAAAGUCCAAGUCGUCUAGGUUCAAAUGCCGGCGGAAUACUGCCAGAUUGGUCAAACUCAACUGUGCAGGCGGAAGGUUCAUAUCGAUUGCAAAACUGAAAUUGGAGACCGGAGGGUAGUCGAAGCCUGGCGUUUGGGCAGAAGGAAGCUGGGACGAACGUUGAUGGGUAUUGGAAGCAUCGAGACGCCAUGCGCUGAGUGGUGCCACCACAAAGACAUCCGUCUUCUCCUUGUGUAAGAUUAGGCGUUCCACAAGCGAAGGGUCGCAUGUCGGCAUGUGUUGCAUGAGCAUGAAGACCAAUUCAUUUUGCGGAUACCCCAUAAGCGGAACAGUGGAGAUGUUCAGAGACCUGUUGGUUGCGGGAUGCAAUGGCUCAGAGCCGAGAAGGAAGGUCGGCGGUGGGUACGUCUUCCACCAGAAGACUUCGACAUUAUGGGCAUCUGAAUGGGUUGUGUUCAACGAGUGUAUUACCAGGGAAGGUAUGGCAAGCUGCGUUGGAAUGAUUCCACCUUGGUGAUAGAUGCCCAUGAGGAUUGCGAAGAGGGCGUUGAAGAUGACCCAAGUCGUCCAGAAAAAUACUGACAGUAGUUUAGAGGUUGGAGCCCGAAUACUUGUCAGGAUCAGAGGGAUGGUGGGCAGGAGGAAGCGGGGUUCCUGGUGUGGAAUAAAGCUGAGGAAAAGACAUCCUGCUCCAGCAGAGGCAAGCCGAUU